AUGCUGACGUGCGAUGCGUGCAACGUGUGCCUGGUAGGCAACCCUCGCAAGCCUCGUGCGAAAGUGAAGUCUCGGCUGUUCGCCACCGCUGUGGCAGCCACCGUUCAACCUUCGAGGUUGGUCUGCUCAUGUCUGCUCCGGUGCAUCUGGGAUGACAGCCUCUUCCAUAAAGAAUCCCCGACCAGGUGCCGCCGGCCACAACCCUUGGAGCACUCGCACUCGGAGCCAGCUGCUGUGGAGGUUGAGGAGCAGGAGGAGCCGGCGGAGCAGGCAAAGCCAGAGCCCAAGGAGGCUGCGGCCAAGGCAGAGCCCGUGCAAGCAGUGGAGGUCCAGCCAAAGCGCUGGGCACCCUGCCCGAAAGAGAGCGACGCAAAUAUGGGGUACGGGAUGGGUCGCGUGGACCCGUUCUCGGUGGGCUACGCCUGCCGAGCCAUCCCAGACAGACAGCCCGAGGGCCGCAAUGUUAACCAGCCGCUAAACAGAGUGUGGCAGGAAGUUAAAGUGAACCAGUGCGAGGGCAUCUGUUACCUCGGCUACGAGCACCCCAUUGAGGUGUUUCGAGCCGUGUCCGCUGAGGGACAGGAGCAACUCUUCACCUUGCAAGGGUGGAAGCUGCAGCUCCUCCAACUGGCGGCCUUGGCGAGAUACCCGAAAAAGGCAAUAAUCCAGCCGAAGUUUGUGCUGGAGAAAGCGGACAUCGACGCCAUUCUGGCAGACACAGAAAUCCCCGACAACUUCAACACGGUGCACAUUGUUGGCGAGGAUGGCGCCCAGCCCUUUUCGUGGGAGGCCAUUGUGCAGCAAAAGAGCGCGAAGCUAAAAGCUUGA
This is a messenger RNA of Symbiodinium natans, 828 nucleotides long. NCBI's taxonomy places the organism in Eukaryota, Dinophyceae, Suessiales, Symbiodiniaceae. The record is from the annotation of a GenBank genome assembly.